GAAACACAACACCGGAAUUGAAUGAUUUGGAGGGGUGUAUAUAGUGUACUUCAGGCAGACCUGGCAACCACGACGGCUACCAAAAUUCACUAAACACGUUCUAGGACAGCCUCAGAAAAACGGGACGCAGAGGUUGGCUCUGGGUAAAAGGGAAGUGUUUGACUUCAUCGUCUUGACAUGUUUUUUUAACGUUGUGUAAGUGUUCUUUUAGUUUACACAAAGUGACAUUUUGCCUGUAUGGACUUCCGGUUCCGCCAUGUGUCACUGCUUUUAAAGCAAUGGAUGGUCCGAAGCACAUUUUCACUUACACCAACAAGGAUUUUGUGUACGACGUGUGCCGGAUUAACGGAAAGACCACUGAUGUUCCGUCCAGGUUUGAUGUAGCCCUGAGAUGCGGCUGGACAGAGAAGAUGAACCUCGGGCUUUUCAGGUAUCAUCUGGGGGAUUUGGAGGCGCGUGUGUUACCCGGCGAGUGUGGCUAUAUCGCUCAGCUCAACAUCCAGAGAGGUAUUGAAAGGAGAAAACCCCAAGUAAUCCUGAGUAUUCAACAGCAGUUCGACCCCAAUCUCUUUAACUUCAAUAAAAUCAGUUCAUCAGAAAUCUUGUUUGAAAUGCACAAACAGGUCUCCCCUGAGAAAGACGGAACCUGUGCCACGUGUGUUGUGAUCAUAAACGUGAGUCCAUUAGAGUUUGGACACUGCUUACUGGUACCCGAGCCUUCCCGGUGCCAUCCACAGAUCUUAACGCCUCUAGCCUUACAGCUCGGGGUAGAGUCAUUGUUUCUCAGCGCUGAUCCCGGACUCCGAGUCGGAUUUAACAGUCUCGGGGCGUUUGCCUCCAUUAAUCACCUACAUCUUCACGCCUAUUACUUGAAUCACCCUUUAAGGAUCGAGUCAGCCCGCACGGAGGUCAUCCUGCUCAAAAAGUGCUUGUUCCGGCUUAUGGAUUUCCCCAGAGCAUUCAUGUUUUACACGGAGGGAAAAGAGGAAGCGCGCGCAGUCGCCACCACUGUCUGCAGGCUCACUGACCACCUCGUAGAGAGAAAUAUUGCUCAUAAUGUCUUCAUGACUCGAGGCUGCCAUCCAGACAGUGAAAACAAAGCCCAGUCCUCCCUGCGCCUCGGAGUGCGCAUCUUCAUCUGGCCCCGAGUGUCGUGUUUCGGAGCGAAAGAGGAGUCAGCCUUUAACGUGGCUCUGUGUGAACUGGCCGGUCAUCUUCCGUUCAAAAACAGAGAGGACUUUGAGCGCUUGGAUGAGGAUCGGGUCAAAGCAAUUGUCCAGAGGUACCUCCUCAGUGACGAAGAGUUUGCUGACUUACAAAAAGAAAUUGUUGAAAAAUUGUAAACAGCACGUGGCCCACUACUGAAUAUGACUUGACUUGUUCCAUUAUAUGUAAGUGACUUGACCAUGUAAACAUAUUAUAGUGAUUUAUUACAACAUUUCGUCACUUCCCACUCACUAGCCUGCUCUUCCCAUCACACAUCCUUAGAUACAAUGUUCAUAAUAGGAAACAGUGGAGCUGAACACACUAGGAGGGAAGUUCUUACUGCCCUUUUCCACAGGCAUACACUGGGACACCCAUGACUGUUGUAGUGCAAUAUCACUGCUUCUCACUCAGAAAGUACUGUGUUGUGUUACUCAUUGUGUCGGUUACUGAAUAAAAAAUAAUUGUCUAGAUGAGGGGUGUCCGAUUUUUAUCUACAAAGAGCCGAUGUAGGUGUUGAUUCCGGUCAAGCAAGAGCCACACCUGCUUCAACACCUAAUCAUUUUAUAUAGGCUUUCAACUGUCAAUGCUUUCUGCUUGGCUGGAAACACUGCAUACAGGUGUAAAUCAAUUGACUGCAUACUGACAACACAUAACACUGAAAAAUAACUAACUAAUAAAUCAUGGUGUAACCCUAAACUGUGCGUGCGCAAUACUGAAGCACAGAAUGUAAUUGGAUCAGAUUUUUAAAAGAUAGCAAAUCCAUUCUGAUAUCAGUCCAGCAUUUCAAACAACUGACGAUAUCCAGUAUCCAGAUUGGUGCAUCAUUAUUUCACAUGAAAACUACCAAACAAAAUGUCUUGCCACAACUCUUAAAUCACGUAAAGUGGUACACUAUAAUAAGAUUAUUCAGGUCUCCAAUACCUACUCAAAAUGGAAAGAAUGUAACUGUGUUUAUUUGCCUCUAAGGAAUUAGUUGCAUUAUAGUUGAAUAAAUGAUCAAUUGUACUGUUCAAAGUAACCUAAAGUCAAUAAAAGCGAGUUGAAACAAA
Molecule: messenger RNA, 2255 nt
Organism: Hemibagrus wyckioides
Lineage: Eukaryota; Metazoa; Chordata; Actinopteri; Siluriformes; Bagridae
Gene: gdpgp1
Product: GDP-D-glucose phosphorylase 1
Exons: 1
Coding region: 279-1343 (354 amino acids)
Biological process (GO): glucose metabolic process
Cellular component (GO): cytoplasm
Molecular function (GO): GDP-D-glucose phosphorylase activity
Source: RefSeq, a predicted model, not a curated record